This is a messenger RNA of Acanthochromis polyacanthus (spiny chromis), 2959 nucleotides long. Its product is annotated as cytochrome P450 2K1-like. Bases 1151 to 2737 code for a protein of 528 amino acids. Gene Ontology annotation, molecular function: oxidoreductase activity, acting on paired donors, with incorporation or reduction of molecular oxygen, reduced flavin or flavoprotein as one donor, and incorporation of one atom of oxygen; iron ion binding; heme binding. NCBI's taxonomy places the organism in Eukaryota, Metazoa, Chordata, Actinopteri, Pomacentridae. The record is from RefSeq and is a predicted model, not a curated record. The transcript has 9 exons. Gene Ontology annotation, biological process: xenobiotic metabolic process. Gene Ontology annotation, cellular component: intracellular membrane-bounded organelle; cytoplasm.
UCAUGAAGUCGUUACUGGUUAAAGCUAAAGGAAUACAAGGUUCAACAGAGCAAACAGAACUUUCUUUUUACUAUCAAGUGCUGUACGUAGUGAGGCUGAAGCCUUAUUACCAAAAUAAUCCACUUCUGAGGGGGUAAAAUUAUAAUAUUUGCCUUCUAUUUUAUCAAUAAAUGGUGUUGAAGUAAACAGAGAGGGUAUUACUUCCUUAAAUUUAGUUACUAAAUUGUCAGACAGACAUCUACUGUAAUGAGAUUUGUUCUUAAUUCCUAUAUAAGCCAUUGUUUUAAAUUGAAAUGUGACAAAAUGGUCAGAAAGCAGAGAGUUCUGGGGAAAUACUGUUAACUGUUGGGUCUCUAUGCUGUAAGACAGAACGAGGUCAAGGGUGUGAUAAAGACUAUGAACAGAACAAAUCGGUCUGGAGUUAUCAGAUCAUUUACUGACAGAUUUAGACCAGAGAUCUAAUAUUUAACAGACCGCAUGGAAUGGUUCUCAUAGUCUGGGAGUCCUUCAUGUGUUUUUUCAAACUCUAUGCGGCUUUCAUGUGUCUUGCACUGAGGAGAGGCUUCCGUCGGGCCACUCUGCCAUAAAGCCCCGACUGGUGGAGGGCUGCAGUGAUAGUUGACUUUGUGGAACUUUCUCCUAUCUCCCGACUGCAUCUCUGGAGCUCAGCCACAGUGAUCUUUGGGUUCUUCUUUACCUCUCUCACCAAGGCUCUUCUCCCACCACUGCUCAGUUUGGCUGGACGGCCAGGUCUAGGAAGAGUUGUGCUCGUCCCAAACUUCUUCCAUUUGAGGAUUAUGGAGGCCACUGUGCUCUGAGGAACCUUGAGUGCUGCAGAAAUUCUUUUGUAACCUUGUCCAGAUCUGUGCCUUGCCACAGUUCUGUCUCUGAGCUCCUUGGGCAGUUCCUUCCACCUCAUGAUUCUCAUUUGCUCUGACAUGCACUGUGAGCUGUAAGGUCUUAUAUAGACAGGUGUGUGCCUUUCCUAAUCAAGUCCAAUCAGUUUAAUUAAACACAGCUGGACUCCAAUAAAGAAGCAGAACCAUCUGGAGGAGGAUCAGAAGAAAUGGACAGCAUGUGAGAUGAGAGGUGGGGUGAUAAUCAGUGAACCUGCAGUGCAUCUUUCCUCCCUGAUUGUUCAGACUAGUUAAUGUGCAGCAGCUUCCAUCAGCAGUCAGUCAGGAGAAGAUCAGCAGCAGAACUCAUGGCUCUUCUGGAGGACUUCCUCUCUGCUCUGCUCUCCUGGCCUACCACUGUGCUGCUGGCUGCUGUUCUGCUGCUGCUUCUCCUUCUCCUCUUUCUGCUCUGUGCUUCUUUCAGCUCUAAGGAACCGGUGAAGGAACCUCCGGGGCCGAAGCCGCUGCCUCUGAUUGGAAACCUGCUGCAGCUGGACCCCAGGAGGCCCUAUAGAACCCUGUGUGAGCUCUCUAAGAAGUAUGGCUCUGUGUUCACGGUUCACCUGGGACCCAACAAAGUGGUGGUUCUGGCCGGGUGCAAGGCAGUGACGGAGGCUCUGGUGGGAUACCCUGAGGAGUUUGGAGAACGAUUUAUUACUCCUUUGUUCAGUGAUAUGAACCCAGGAGGUCACGGAAUCCUGUUUGCAAACGGAGAAUCGUGGAAAGAGAUGCGACGCUUCGCCCUCAGCACCCUCAAAGACUUUGGGAUGGGAAAAAGAGUGUGUGAGGAGAAGAUCUUGGAGGAAUGUGGACAUCUGAUGGAAAUGUUUGAACAGCAUGAAGGGAAACCCUUUGACACAACUCGUCCUGUGAAUUGCACAACGGCCAACAUUAUCUCUUCUAUUGUGUACGGAAGCAGAUUUGAACAGAAAGAUCCUCGAUUCAUAGACAUGGUGUCUCGGACCACUGAGAUGAUCUCUGUCGCAGGUUCUGCAUCAGUCCAGUUUUACAACAUGUUUCCUAGAAUGUUGCGCUGGGUAAAAAACCGUCGGGUGAUUUUAAACCAUAUUGAAAAUAAUGAAAGAGACGUGAAGGAUUUGGUGAAGCAUCUGAAAGAGACGCUGAACCCCAACAUGUGCCGAGGGUUUGUGGACUGUUUCCUGAUCCGGCAGCAGAAAGAUCAGGACUCAGGUGUUCCAGACUCUCUGUACUCUGACAAGAACUUGGUGAUCUCAGUGACCAACCUGUUUGCUGCUGGAACCGACACCACGUCCUCCACCCUGAGAUGGGCUUUACUGUUUAUGGCCAAAUAUCCACAGAUUCAGGACCAGGUCCAGGAGGAGCUGGACAGGGUGGCUGGAGGUCGUCGGGUCCGGAUGGAUGACCGCAGGAACCUUCCAUUCACUGAUGCUGUGAUUCAUGAGACCCAGAGGAUGGCGAACAUCCUUCCCUUGGCCAUCCCUCACCAGACCAGCCGGGACGUCACCUUCCAGGGAUACUUCAUCAAACAGGGAACCACAGUGCUUCCUCUGCUGGCUUCUGUCCUGUACGAUGAGAGUGAAUGGGAGAGUCCACACACCUUCAAUCCUGCUCAUUUCCUCAACCAGGAGGGCAGGUUCAUCUGGAGAGAUGCCUUCAUGGCCUUCUCUGCAGGUCGCAGGACUUGUGUUGGAGAGAGUCUGGCCAGGAUGGAGCUCUUCCUCUUCUUCACCUCCCUCCUGCAGCACUUUCGCUUCACUGCUCCACCUGGAGUUUCAGAAGAUCAGCUGGACAUCACUCCAGCUGUAGGAUUCACUCUGUCUCCUCCACCUCAGCAGCUGUGUGCCGUCCGCCGCUGCUAAAGAACAUUCAUGGUUGAUCUGAAGAAGAAUCAGAGCUGCUGGUUUUGGUCUUCAGUGUGGAAAAACAUCUAAACCCACUGAUGCUGGAGGUACAUCCUACAGAUGUUCCAUGAUUUAACACUAACUUUGCUCUUUUUAACUGAAUGUUGUCAUGAUUUCAUGGAACCUCAAGUUCAGCUGAUCCCUGUCAAUGUUCAGAAGAAUAAACUGAUCUUCUCCAGG